GUACAUCUACUUCUCUCGGCUUGAAACCAAGAAAUUCCAUCAACAUGAAGCUCCAACACCUCUCUGUCCUCGGCCUUCUAGCCACACCACUUCUUGCCCAUAAAGAAGUUUCAUCAGAAGUGCAUAAACGAUCCGCAGACCUCUCCAAGCGAUGCGCUUCCGGAACUGCAAGCUACAACAAACGUCGAUAUGAACGACGAAAUGCAGAGGCUCUCGCCAAACGAUCUGGUAACACAACUUACACCAUCACCACCGAAGCGCCUUACUACGAUGUUCUCCAAAACGAUACUUGUGUUUUGGGUGCCGACGUCACUGCCGGUCCAUACUACUGGCCUCGAUCUGAGACACUCCGUCAAGAUAUGACUGAGGACCAAGUUGGUAUUCCUCUAACUCUUGAUGUGGGAGUUAUUGACAUGGCGACAUGUGAACCACUUCCCAAUGCGCUCGUUGCCUUUUGGCAUUGCAACAGCACUGGUAGUUACUCCAGUUUCACCGGCCGAGACGCCAAUAUUCCAUUCCCUACUCUGCUUAAGGAGUUGAAUGUCACCGAUUUCCAAAUUGGUGUUACAGACAUUCAUACAGAUGAUUCAACUUGGUUGAGAGGAAUGUGGCCUUCGAAUGACGAGGGAAUGUUAGAGAUGAAGACUAUCUUCCCUGGUUUCUAUGUUCAAAGAGCUAUUCACAUCCAUGCUCAAGUUUUCACCGACUACGUUCUCCACUCUAAUGGUACCAUUGCAACUGGAAACUCAAACUCCAUCGGUCAAUUCUAUUUCAAUGAGGAUGUGAUUGAGACAAUCUUGGCUGAGGAACCUUAUGCAAGCCACACUCAAAUUAACCGCACCACCAAUGCUGAGGAUAACUACUACUCCGGUGGAUUCGCAAAUGGAUACAAUCCAGUUGUGGACAUUGUCCCAGUUGAUGGAGAAGAUAUCACCAAGGGAAUGAUUGGUUACAUUACAAUCGGGAUUGACACUACGGCCAACCCUGAGUUGGACCCCCCUAGGACUACCUAAGUCCAUCAACAUGAAGCUGGAUGCGGUGUAGUGGAAAAGUUCCGUAUCAUAAUUGGUUGGAUUAGAUGCUUGUAAAUAGGCUAGAAUGUACAUAAAUGACGAUGUGGAUAUAGAUGAUAAGUUGGGUGGGUUUGUGUGUGGGACAGCACUUGGAAAUAUACAUUUUCCCAUCAAUGUCUAUUUCAUCUUCUCAAUAUCAUAAUUAUUUUAUUGCA
This is a messenger RNA of Botrytis cinerea B05.10, 1228 nucleotides long. RefSeq lists its product as hypothetical. The transcript is spliced from 2 exons. Gene Ontology annotation, molecular function: ferric iron binding; oxidoreductase activity, acting on single donors with incorporation of molecular oxygen, incorporation of two atoms of oxygen. The coding region runs from base 45 to 1013 and encodes 322 amino acids. The record is from RefSeq and is a predicted model, not a curated record. NCBI's taxonomy places the organism in Eukaryota, Fungi, Ascomycota, Leotiomycetes, Helotiales, Sclerotiniaceae.